Sapajus apella (tufted capuchin) is the source of this 1711-nucleotide messenger RNA. It is a transcript of the gene NSUN5, whose product is annotated as NOP2/Sun RNA methyltransferase 5. NCBI's taxonomy places the organism in Eukaryota, Metazoa, Chordata, Mammalia, Primates, Cebidae. The transcript is spliced from 9 exons. The record is from RefSeq and is a predicted model, not a curated record. The coding region runs from base 73 to 1164 and encodes 363 amino acids. Gene Ontology annotation, biological process: rRNA base methylation. Gene Ontology annotation, cellular component: nucleolus. Gene Ontology annotation, molecular function: methyltransferase activity.
UUGACCCCGGAAAUCCGGGCGGGCGCAGAGCCGCGUGCGCUUUGCGACAGAGCCGUAAAGGUGAGCGGAACUAUGGCGGUGUACGCUGCUGCGGCAGGCGUCCUGGCAGGCGUGGAGAGCCGCCAGGGCUCCAUCAAGGGGCUGGUGUACUCCAGCAACUUCCAGAACGUGAAGCAGCUUUACGCACUGGUGUGCGAGACGCAGCGCUACUCCGCGGUGCUGGACGCGGUGAUUGCCAGCGCCGGCCUCCUCCGCGCGGAGAAGAAGCUGCGGCCGCACCUGGCCAAGGUGCUAGUGUAUGAGCUGUUGUUGGGGAAGGGCUUUCGAGGGGGUGGGGGCCGAUGGAAGGCUCUGUUGGGCCGGCACCAAGCAAGGCUCAAGGCUGAGUUGGCUCGGCUCAAGGUUCAUCGGGGUGUGAGCCGGAAUGAGGACCUGCUGGAAGUGGGAUCCAGGCCUGGUCCAGCCUCCCAGCUGCCUCGAUUUGUCCGUGUCAACACUCUCAAGACCUGCUCCGAUGAUGUAGUUGAUUAUUUCAAGAGAAAAGGUUUCUCCUAUCAGGGUCGGGCUUCCAGCGUUGACGACCUCCGAGCCCUCAAGGGGAAGCAUUUUCUCCUGGACCCUUUGGUGCCGGAGUUGCUGGUGUUUCCUGCCCAGACAGAUCUACAUGAACACCCACUGUACCGGGCUGGGCACCUCAUUCUGCAGGACAGGGCCAGCUGUCUCCCAGCCAUGCUGCUGGACCCUCCGCCAGGCUCCCACGUCAUUGAUGCAUGUGCUGCCCCGGGCAAUAAGACCAGUCACUUGGCUGCUCUUCUGAAGAACCAAGGGAAGGUCUUUGCCUUUGACCUGGAUGCCAAGCGGCUGGCGUCCAUGGCUACUCUGCUGGCCCGGGCCGGCGUCUCCUGCUGUGAGCUGGCUGAGGAGGACUUCCUGGCGGUCUCCCCUUCAGAUCCGCGCUACAGUCAGGUCCGCUACAUCCUGCUGGAUCCUUCCUGCAGUGGCUCGGAGCAGACAGCUGGAGGAGCCUGGUGCACGCACACCUUGCCCGGCGCGCCUGCAUGCGCUGGCAGGGUUCCAGCAGCGAGCCUUGUGCCACGCGCUCACUUUCCCCUCCCUGCAGCGGCUCGUCUACUCUACGUGCUCCCUUUGCCAGGAGGAGAAUGAAGAUGUGGUGCGAGACGCCCUGCAGCAGAACCCGGGCGCCUUCAGGCUAGCUCCUGUCCUGCCUACCUGGCCCCACCGAGGCCUGAGCAGGUUCCCAGGUGCGGAGCACUGCCUACGGGCCUCCCCAGAGACCACACUCAGUGGUGGCUUCUUCGUUGCUGUAAUUGAACGGGCUGAGGCACCGAGGUGAGUGGGCAGGAGCGUGCUUGGGAGACACAGGCUGACCCUGGCACAUCUCACACGACACUUCUCCUCUAGCUCAGCCUCACAGGUUGAAGCAUCGGCGCCAGAAUGCACACCCGGCCCAGCCCCAAAGAGAAAGAAAAGACGGUGACAAGCCACAGCUGGUGCUUACACGCUGCCUGGCACAUAGCAGGGGCUCCGGGCUGCCUCCUUCCUGGUGGGAAAGGAAGACGCCUGUCCUCUCCAUGGAGGGCCCUGGGCCUCACCGCAGGCAGCAGAUAGGCUACUGGGUCCCUUCCUUGGGCUGUGUUCUUGCUAGCGAGAAAAGUGUUGCCCACAAAAAUAAAACGCAGAGCGUGUUCUA